AUGAAAAAGAAACAACGUAUCUCAUCAGAAAGGAAUGAUAACCUUAACUACUAUUCACCACUUAAUGCUUUAACAGACGCCCAGGGGUUUGCUGAGAAGCUGUUCUCACGACUUCAAACUUGUAGUGAACGUUUUGAGAUAAAAAUGAUGAUGGUGAAAGUGGUUGCGCGUACUGUUGGACUUCAUAGAUUGAUUUUAUUGAACUUUUAUCCUUUUCUUCAGAAAUAUGUUCAGCCUCACCAAAGGGAUGUGACAAACUUGCUAGCAGCAGCUGUCCAAGCCUGUCAUGAUAUGGUGCCACCUGAUGCAGUUGAACCAUUAUUCAAGCAGAUAGUUAAUCAGUUUGUACAUGAUAAGUCACGUACAGAGUCGAUUGCUGUUGGGUUGAAUGUUGUUCGUGAAAUAUGUUUGCGUAUUCCUCUGUUAAUGACAGAGGAUUUGCUGCAAGACCUUGUGCUGUAUAAGAAAUCACACGAGAAGGCAGUUUCAUCAGCAGCUCGUUCACUUAUUUCAUUGUUCAGAGAGAUUUGUCCUUCACUUCUGAUAAAGAAGGAUCGUGGACGACCUACUGAUCCAAAAGCAAAACCAAAAGCAUUCGGUGAGGUUACUGUUCCCAGUGAUGUCCCUGGGGCUGAGUUACUUCUGGACGAGGAUGAUGAUGUCAGCAAUGCUUCUGAUGAGGAUGGUGAAUCUAUCGAUGCUGACAUCAGCACUCAAGGAGGUUCGGAAUCUGAAGAAGAAGAAGAAGUUGAUGAUGAUGAAGAAAUGGGAAGUGAAGAGGAUGAAGUAUCUGAUGAUGAUGAGGAGGAGGUGGAUGGGAUGUCUAUUGAUUCAAGGGGAUCUGAGAAAAGGAAAGGGCAAAAGAGGAAAUUUGAAGACUUUGAUGGAGAACUUGAUGGAGCCAAUCAAAGUCUUAGGGCUCUUAAGAGAUUAGCAGGAGCUAGAUUGGAGAGUGAGGCAACAACAGAAGAGCCAACAACAGAUGGUAUUCUCUCAAAUGAAGAUUUUCAGAGAAUCAAAGAGCUAAAAGCAAAGAAGGAUGCAAAGGUUGCAUUGACAAAUCAUGGAAUUUUGAAAAAGUCUUCAGAUCCAAAAUCAACAGUCUUUAAGGUCCCAACUUCUGAUCAACUCAGUUUGAAAAGAGUGGAUGGAUAUUCACUUGAAGCUAACAUAAGAAAAAAGAUGACAAAGGAGGAAAGGAAGGCUUUGAUCAAAGCAGGAAGAGAAGAUGGAGAAAAGUACCAAUCAAGAGCUGCUACCAAGCAGAAAAAGACUGGUGGAUUAAGCAAUCAGCAAAAGGAACACAAGAAGGCAAUGCCUUUAGCUGCCAAAAGAUCAAAGAUCGAAAGAUCACGCCGUCAGAAAAAGCUCAAGGCCAAGACAGCUGGCAAACAGUUCCGUGGUCGCAAAGCAUGGAAAUGAUUCAUAUUUGGAAAGCCACAUUCACAAUUUUGCCCUUCCUUUUAUCUAUGCACUUUCAAAGCAAAUUCAGUUAUUUUACUUUUUAUUUUACAGAUUUUAGUGCCAAAAUGGAGACAUAUAAUGUGAUAUAGUAUAAUUUAUUUUUUCAUUUUGUGUAAUACAGAGUGAGUUG
This is a messenger RNA of Lactuca virosa, 1594 nucleotides long. NCBI's taxonomy places the organism in Eukaryota, Viridiplantae, Streptophyta, Magnoliopsida, Asterales, Asteraceae. The record is from the annotation of a GenBank genome assembly.